Neltuma alba is the source of this 1298-nucleotide messenger RNA. Its product is annotated as peroxidase P7. Gene Ontology annotation, molecular function: heme binding; peroxidase activity. NCBI's taxonomy places the organism in Eukaryota, Viridiplantae, Streptophyta, Magnoliopsida, Fabales, Fabaceae. The record is from RefSeq and is a predicted model, not a curated record. The transcript is spliced from 3 exons. The coding region runs from base 100 to 1050 and encodes 316 amino acids. Gene Ontology annotation, biological process: hydrogen peroxide catabolic process; response to oxidative stress.
CUCUCUCUAUAUAUUUCCCUCUUCUCUUCAACUCCUAGACUCACACUCCAUUCAUCUUCAUCUUCUCUCUUCUUAUUCUCAGUUUCAAGCUCUCCGGCUAUGGCUUCCCUUUCCCAUUUCUUCUUGCUCGCACUCUCUGUGCUUUCUCUCCUAGCUUCUUCUUCCAAUGCUCAGCUCUCUCCCAACUUCUACGCCAGAUCUUGCCCUAACCUCCAGACCAUCGUUCGCAACACAAUGAGGCAGGCUGUUGCCCGAGAAGCCCGCCUCGGCGCCUCCAUCCUCCGCCUCUUCUUCCACGACUGCUUCGUCAAUGGUUGCGACGCCGGAAUCCUCCUAGACGACACCGGGAGCUUCACCGGAGAGAAAAACGCCGGCCCCAACCAGUCGGCAAGAGGGUAUGAAGUGAUUGAUGCUAUAAAAAAGAACGUGGAAGCUGCCUGCAGUGGCACAGUGUCUUGUGCUGAUAUCUUGGCACUUGCGGCACGAGAGGGUGUCUUCCUGCUUGGAGGACCCUCAUGGGCGGUACCACUUGGGCGGAGGGACGCCAGAACUGCGAGCCAGAGCAAAGCCAACAGCGAGAUUCCGGGGCCGUCGUCGGAACUGUCGACUCUGAUCUCCAUGUUCGCCGCGAAAGGGCUGAACGCCAGAGAGAUGACGGUGCUUUCCGGUGCACACACGAUAGGACAGGGACAGUGCAAUUUCUUCAGGAACCGUAUCUACAACGAGAACAACAUCGACCCGAGUUUUGCGGCCACGAGAAGGGCCACCUGCCCUAGAACUGGUGGGGACACCAACUUGGCACCCCUUGACCCCACCCCAAACAGAUUUGACAACACUUACUUUAGGGACCUCGUGGCUCGACGUGGCCUCUUCCAUUCGGACCAAGUGCUCUUCAACGGUGGCUCUCAGGAUGCUCAGGUUAGGGCUUAUAGUGCCAAUAGGGUCCUCUUCUUUAGGGACUUUGCUUCUGCUAUGAUCAAGAUGAGCAGUAUUACUCCUCUCACUGGGUCCCAGGGAGAGAUCAGAAAGAACUGUAGGGUUGUCAACUGAUUCCUGCAUGUUCUGUCUUUUUUCCUUUUUAUAUUUUUAAUUUGUUUCAUAAGCAGCAAUUGAGUAAUCAAGGGCUGUAUUUAGGGUUUGAUUUAAUCAAACGUGAUUAUUAUUAUUAGAGAAGGUCUUGUUAUUAGUCAUAAGCUUGACUAGAUGGAUCUUGGAUAUAUGUAUUUGUACGACAUGACACAGCUCAUCAAGUGUAGUGAGCUGUAUGUCCUUUUCUAAUCAACGAAUGAUUCCAAGCA